CUACAAGAAAAUCAUAUAUUUCCGGUGGAUAUUUACCGAAGGAAGUAUUUCAACGGUAAUUUUGAUUUACCGAAGGAUCUUUCGACGGAUAUUUAGGUGUAACAUUAUCGAAGGAUUUGGUUCGCCGGUAAAGGCAUUGUUAUGGUUAGAGGUCAUUAUCGAAGGAUUUGGGCCGCCGGUAAAGGGUCAGGAAAUAUAAUUAAACAUUGCAGAAGGGUGAUUCUCCCUCUCGAGUGACAGAAGCCAGAGACACCUUUAGAAGCAUUUAGAACCCUUCUUCUUUGGAACUCAUCUUCGAGUGUGCACAUCUCUUCCUUCGCAGAGUCUCGGAUUCCUGCAGAUUCAGUGCGUGUGAGGUAUCAGAUUCCUGUGGCUGUUAGUGGAUGGUCGUCCAAUCCACCAUCGUUCGCGGCCAGUGGAAAAGUCCUAAAACCCUGUUGCAUUGUGGUGCGUGAAAGACGAAUCUUGAACUGGAAUUUUGAGAAGGUCAAACCCGCUGCUGAGGAGGUCUUGCAGGUGGUGCCUUGCUUUUGCUUCUCCCGUUAAUCUAACAUGGCCCAUUUUCCCAACCACCGAGGGUGGANGUACGANCGUUNUUAUAGCGGAAGGAGAGGUUUAAAAGAAGCUUUUGUCAUCGGAGUUGAAGAGUUUAUCGAGACGGCUCGACAAUGUCAAUAUUAUGCAAUUGAUGGAGGGAUUCGAUGUCCAUGCUUGAAGUGUGAAUGUACACGAAUUUUGGAAGAUCAAGAAGUCAAAGUUCACCUUUACAAGAAAGGUUUCAUGCCAAAUUACAAGAUUUGGACAUUACAUGGAGAAGAAAUACCUUCUACCUCGACUGNUGGCAAUAAUUGCUUCGCUUCAGGUUCAAACACUUUUGUACGUACUAAUGAGAUAGAUGACAUUAAUCAUAUGCAAGAGAUGGUUAACCAUGCUCUUGGUCGACAUGGACAGGAAGAAGCGUAUGAUUGUCUUGAUGAGGAGUCUCCAAAUGAGACGACUCAACGGUUUUAUAAUUUAUUGACAAAGGCAAAUAAACCUGUAUUUGAAUGGUUAACAGAGUCAAAAUUGUCAGCGUGCCUUCAAAUUAUGGCUUGUAAAUCUAAUUGGAAUGUUCCCAAUCAAGCCUUCGACUUCAUGAAAAAGUUCUUUUUAAGGUUGACACCACCAAACAAUUNUUUGCCAAAGAAUUUUUAUGAAGCCAAAAGUUGUGUUUCAAAGUUGGGAUUGGAAACAAAGAAGAUCGAUUGUUGUUUGAAUGGAUGUAUGCUUUUCUAUGACAACGAGAAUGGGAAAAAUGAUGCAUCGUUGGUCGAGUGCAAGUUUUGUGGCCAUCCUCGAUUUCAGACAUUGCAUCCAGGACGGAGGCAAGGAAAACCGAUUGCAUUAAAGUCCAUGUUCUACUUGCCGAUCAUUCCAAGAUUACAAAGAAUGUUCGCCUCAAUGCAAACAACACAACACAUGACUUGGCAUGAUGGUAACAAAAUUGAAGGAGUGUUGUGUCAUCCUUCUGAUGGUGAAGCUUGGAAGCACUUCAAUCGUAAACAUCCAUCCUUUGCUAGUGAACCUCGUAACGUGCGACUUGGUCUAUGUUCAGAUGGGUUUACACCUUACAUUCAAGCGUCCGCAUCACCAUAUUCAUGUUGGCCGGUGAUUGUCACCCCCUACAAUCUUCCGCCUGAGAUGUGUAUGACAAAACCUUACAUGUUUUUAACGUGUAUAAUUCCAGGUCCAUCUAAUCCCAAGGCAUCCAUUGAUGUUUAUUUGGAGCCAUUGAUUGAUGAUUUGAAGAAGUUGUGGAGUGGUAUUUGGACAUAUGAUGUUAGUAGGAAGCAAAAUUUCUUGAUGAGAGCAGCUUUGAUGUGGACUAUUAAUGACUUCCCCGCAUAUGGCAUGUUAUCUGGUUGGAGCACGCAUGGUCGGUUAGCUUGUCCACAUUGCAUGCAACACACAAAGUCAUUCUUUUUGACUUAUGGUCGCAAAAAUUCUUGGUUUGACUGUCAUCGAAGGUUCUUAUGCAGUGAUCACCCAUUUAGGCGAAACAGGAAAGCUUUUCGCAAAGGACAAGUUGAAACAGAUAUGGCCACCACUAAGGUCACUCCAUCUCAAAUCUGGACUAAAGUCGAACAUCUUCCAAAAGUGACUGAAAGUGGUUUCAUUAGGAUUGAAGGGUAUGGGGAAUGGCAUAAUUGGACUAAGAGGAGCAUUUUUUGGGAUCUNCCAUAUUGGAAAGAUAAUUUGCUAAGACAUAAUCUAGAUGUCAUGCAUAUAGAAAAAAAUUUCUUUGACAACAUCUUUAAUACAGUUAUGAAUGUUAGUGGAAAGACCAAAGAUAAUGAAAACGCACGAAGAGAUUUAUCUUUAUAUUGUUCACGAAGAGACUUGGAGUUGAAGGCACUAGAUAACGGGAGNACACUGAAACCAAANGCNAAUUACACGUUAACAAAAGAGGAGGCCAGAAUAGUAUGUCGAUGGCUAAAGGACCUUAGAAUGCCAGAUGGUUAUUCUUCAAACCUUGCUAGAUGUGCUAAUAUUGAAAAAGGAAGCAUUCAAGGUAUGAAGAGUCAUGAUUGCCAUGUAUUUAUGGAGACAUUAAUCCCUAUUGCAUUCAGUUGUUUGCCAGUGCAUGUCUUAAAUCCACUCAUAGAAAUUAGUCACUUCUUUAAAGAUUUGUGCUCCACGACGCUGAAGGCAGAUUCACUGGCAAAGUUGGAGGAAAAUAUUCCAAUCAUUCUUUGCAAAUUAGAAAGAGUACUCCCCCCUGCAUUCUUUGAUUCAAUGGAACAUCUUCCAAUUCAUCUUGCUUAUGAAGCAUGGCUUGGUUGA
Molecule: messenger RNA, 2823 nt
Organism: Vigna radiata var. radiata (mung bean)
Lineage: Eukaryota; Viridiplantae; Streptophyta; Magnoliopsida; Fabales; Fabaceae
Exons: 3
Coding region: 553-2823 (756 amino acids)
Source: RefSeq, a predicted model, not a curated record